AAAUCAAUAUGCCUAUAGGAACUAUUCUUAAAAAAGCAUCGAGUUUUAUACUUGGCGACGACAAAAGCGAAAAAAUCGAUAUUUCAUAUGAGGAUAACGAAAUUCUAUUUUGCAAAAAUAAUGUCUGCAUUCAUCCACCUAUUGUGGCUAGACAACAAUGCGAUAUUUUGCAUUAUCCUGGUUAUUUAACAGUUACAACGAAAACAUUUACUGACCAACACAAUAGAGCUAAAAGACCAACUUUGCUGUUAUCAUGGAUUCCAAAUACUUCUCUGUGCAAAUAUCAAGACGAGGAUGAAAUGGCAUCUUCAUUUUAUUUCUCGAAAGCUCCUAUACAUAACGAUGAGAUUUUAUUAGAAAAACAUGCAAACAACGACGUCAUUGAAAAACACAAAAGUGUGGAAAAUGUAACUGAUGACACAAAUUCCACACCAAGAGGGCCAAUUAAAGAUGAUGAUAUUGCAACAAGCGCAGAUAUGCAGGAGCUCCGUAACGAAUUACAGCCUCUUCUAGGAGGAAAAAAGGCAUCGUUGCAAGAUUUGGAAGCAUUGAUUAAAAAGAACCCUAUAACUUCAGUGAAUAUAACUAUUUCGAAUCCCCAAAUUGAAAAUGCUAAUAUACCACAAACAUAUAACUGUAUUGCAGUUUCCGAAAGAGAUACUCACCAAGCGGAAUCUGACGGAUCAGCUUCGGAUGACAAUAAUCCAAACUGGAUGACUCCCGAACUGCUUGCGUUUAAGCAUAAUCUUGCGUUUCCUGACAGCAGUAACAGUACACCAACAAUAAAACGGAAAUCCAUUAUGAAGUGCCGUAGGUUUUCCGUUGAUUUAAGCCAGAUGCGGUCUUUACGAUUAUUCUUUAACGAUAACAGUUGUACAUCAGGACAACUAGUAAUAGCGUCCAGGGAAUCACAGUAUAAAAUUUUACAUUUUCACUAUGGAGGAUUAGAUCACUUAGCACAGGUAUUGCAUCAGUGGCAUUGUUUUCUUCACAAUAUUACAAAUACAACAGGAAGUGAUAAGCAACAAUUGCCAUACCGCCAAUUUAUGGUAUGUCGCCCAGAAGUGAAGAAGUCAGAAAUGCAUCCAGAUGAAGGUGCUGUUCAAAAAAUUACAACAAAUUUUUUUUAUGGAACACUACUUAACGAAAAAGGACAAAUAGACGACGAUUUAUUGCUAAAGAAAUGUGUUUUCUUCGGAGGCCUUGAGAAAAGUUUGCGAAAAACGGUCUGGCCUUUUCUGUUGAAGUGCUAUUCUCUUUCAUCAACUUUUGAAGAUCGUGCUGUCUUAAUGGAUAUUAGAAGACAAGAGUAUGAAGAUCUCACGAGACGGCGCACAUAUUCUAUGUCACCAGAAGAACAAAUUCAUUUUUGGAAAUCAGUUCAAUGUGUGGUGGAGAAGGAUAUAGUGCGCACAGACCGCUUAAAUCCGUUCUUUUGUGGUGACAAUAACCCUAACACAGAAAUAAUGAAGAACAUACUAUUAAAUUAUGCUUUCUACAAUACCGGUAUAUCAUACUUUCAAGGAAUGAGUGAUCUAUUGGCGCCAUUGCUAUGUGAAAUACAAAACGAAUCGGAAGCUUUUUGGUGCUUUGUGGGUUUGAUGCAAAGAGCUCAUUUCGUGUGCACACCUACAGAUAAUGACAUUGAUCGUAAUUUAAAAUUCCUGCGUGAGCUAAUUCGGAUUAUGUUGCCACGAUUUUACAAUCACUUACAAUUACACAGCGAUGCAAUGGAAUUACUAUUUUGCCACCGUUGGCUUCUAUUGUGCUUUAAAAGGGAAUUUACUGAAGCCGUGGUUAUCCGCAUGUGGGAAGCAUGUUGGUCAAACUAUUUAACGGAUUAUUUCCACCUUUUCCUCUGUUUAGCUAUUAUAGCUGUAUAUGCGGAUGAUGUCAUUGCACAAAAUCUAAGAUCUGACGAAAUGCUACUACACUUCAGCUCUCUGGCAAUGUAUAUGGACGGUCAAUUGAUAUUGCGGAAAGCUCGGGGAAUGCUACACCAAUAUCGGCAGUUACCUAAAAUUCCCUGUACACUCGCAGGAUUAUGCAAACGCUGUGGCCCAGGAAUGUGGGAUUCAGAACAUAGACCAGCAAUUGAGUGCAUUGGACAUACAGAUGACGAAAAAUGUUCAUUGGCAAUAGAUUAAUUUAUUGU
Molecule: messenger RNA, 2155 nt
Organism: Musca vetustissima
Lineage: Eukaryota; Metazoa; Arthropoda; Insecta; Diptera; Muscidae
Gene: TBC1D16
Product: TBC1 domain family member 16
Exons: 2
Coding region: 9-2147 (712 amino acids)
Biological process (GO): activation of GTPase activity
Cellular component (GO): early endosome
Molecular function (GO): GTPase activator activity
Source: RefSeq, a predicted model, not a curated record